Messenger RNA from Sarcophilus harrisii (Tasmanian devil), 1047 nucleotides. RefSeq names its product chromobox 1 (gene CBX1). The coding region runs from base 291 to 848 and encodes 185 amino acids. Gene Ontology annotation, biological process: negative regulation of transcription by RNA polymerase II; chromatin organization. Gene Ontology annotation, cellular component: nucleus; pericentric heterochromatin. Lineage: Eukaryota; Metazoa; Chordata; Mammalia; Dasyuromorphia; Dasyuridae. The transcript has 5 exons. The record is from RefSeq and is a predicted model, not a curated record. Gene Ontology annotation, molecular function: chromatin binding.
GCGCCUGCGCAUUGCGCGCGGCGGGCAGAGCCGAGUCCGGGGCUCUUUUGUUCCGCGGAGCUGGGACGAUUGGCUGGGCCCGGGGGAGCUUCGCUUAGCCUAGCUGAGGUAAGGAGGGGCACCAGGCUCUGGACGCGACCGCAGCUCCUCUUGGCUUAGACAGCUCACCUUCCUCUUCGCCGUCUCCAGCCUUCUGCGACGCGCUAGCGGCGCGACACCGAUUCCCCCCGGGUUGAGUCGACGCUGCUCUGAGCAGCGUCAGCCUUUAUACCAGAAAGCUGGCGGGUACAAUGGGAAAAAAGCAAAACAAGAAGAAAGUGGAAGAAGUACUAGAAGAAGAAGAAGAAGAAUAUGUGGUGGAAAAAGUCCUUGACCGGCGAGUGGUGAAAGGCAAAGUGGAGUAUCUGCUGAAGUGGAAAGGCUUCUCCGAUGAGGACAACACAUGGGAACCAGAGGAGAACCUGGAUUGCCCUGACCUCAUUGCUGAGUUUUUACAAUCACAGAAAACAGCCCAUGAGACGGACAAAACAGAGGGAGGCAAACGCAAAGCUGAUUCAGAUAAUGAAGAUAGGGGGGAAGAAAGUAAGCCAAAAAAGAAGAAAGAGGAGUCAGAAAAGCCCCGAGGCUUUGCCCGAGGUUUGGAGCCUGAAAGGAUUAUCGGUGCUACAGAUUCCAGUGGGGAAUUGAUGUUCCUGAUGAAAUGGAAAAAUUCUGAUGAAGCUGACCUAGUCCCUGCCAAGGAAGCCAACAUCAAGUGCCCCCAAGUGGUCAUCUCCUUCUAUGAGGAGAGGCUGACGUGGCAUUCUUACCCUUCAGAGGAUGAUGACAAGAAAGAUGACAAAAAUUAAUUCCAUCAUGUGCCAGCCUCUGUGUCCCUCAGACUGUGGAUUUGAAGUGGGAAGGGUAGAAGGAGUUCUGCUUGUCUUGACAUCAUAGAAGGGGCUUGAGAAGAUGUCCUUUGAAGAGCCAGUAUGAUUCCUGGCCCUGCAGCAGCAUCCCAAGGGCUUUAGGCAGUUCUGUGCUGUAUACUUUGCAGACUUGUCCCAG